Molecule: messenger RNA, 1755 nt
Organism: Trichogramma pretiosum
Lineage: Eukaryota; Metazoa; Arthropoda; Insecta; Hymenoptera; Trichogrammatidae
Product: zinc finger protein OZF-like
Exons: 4
Coding region: 92-1489 (465 amino acids)
Biological process (GO): regulation of transcription by RNA polymerase II
Cellular component (GO): chromosome
Molecular function (GO): chromatin insulator sequence binding
Source: RefSeq, a predicted model, not a curated record
UUUGUAAAUAUUAUUAUACUUAUGUUACCUAACUCGAUGUGUAACAUCAUUACAAAACAAUUAGUCGUUGAUCAAGUUCCGAGUGAUAAACAUGGACUUCAGUGAUGUAUUUAACUCUGAUGUCAGAGUGAAGAAGGAACCAGAUGAUGUUUCCCCAAUUAAAAAUGAAGAUUAUAAGAUAAUUGACAAUGCAUGCGAUGCUAAAAACGACGAAUUCUCGAGUUAUUGUCGAGAAAAUUUAAUUUAUGGGCUUCGUGAAAAUGAUAAAAAUUCUAGACCUAAUAACGAUUUGGAAAUAGAAUUCGAAUGUAAGGACGAGAAGCUCGGCAUUAACUUAUUAGUUGUCAAGAAAAUCGAGGACGAUUAUCCAGAUCAAUGGCAGCAUAUGAAAAAUAGUUGCGAUUAUCAGACUCAAAAGAAAAUUAAAGAAGAAAUUGUCGACGAAGUAAAAGAGGAAUUGAAUUUGGAUAGUGAACUCAGUGAUGCAUUUGAUGCAAAUGAAAAAACAUUUGCUCAAAAUAGUCAACGCAAAACCCAAACUGACAAAACAUGCAAUCGUACCAAAUAUCCAUGUAAUAUAUGCGGUAAAAAAUUUGCCCGAAAAGAUUAUCUCAAGGUCCACAUCGAUACAGUACAUAAUGGUGUUAAACAUGCGUGUGGUGUAUGUGGAAAGUCUUUCACACAAAAACGUUAUCUCCAAAUUCACAUCGAUGCGCUGCAUAAUGGUAUGGCCCCUACUUGCGAACUAUGCGGAAAGAAAUUUCAAACGAAGGAUAAACUCAAGAUCCAUAUCGAUGGAGUACAUAAUGGUGUUAAACAUGCGUGUGGUGUAUGUGGAAAGUCUUUCACACAAAAACGUUAUCUCAAAAUUCACAUCGAUGCAAUGCAUAAUGGUAUGGCCCCUACUUGCGAACUAUGCGGAAAGAAAUUUCAAACGAAGAAUAAACUCAAGAUCCAUAUCGAUGGAGUACAUAAUGGUGUUAAACAUGCGUGUGGUGUAUGUGGAAAGUCUUUCACACAAAAACGUUAUCUCAAAAUUCACAUCGAUGCGAUGCAUAAUGGUGUUAAACAUGCGUGUAGUAUAUGUGGAACGACAUUCACACAAAAAUGUUAUCUCAAGAUUCACAUCGAUGGAGUACAUAGUGGUGUUAAACAUGAGUGUGGUAUUUGUGGAAAAUUAUUCACAAAAAAAGGAUGUCUCAAGGUCCACAUCGAUGCGAUUCAUAAUGGUAUGGCACCUACUUGCGAAAUUUGCGGAAAGAAAUUUCAAACGAAGAAUAAACUGAAGGUCCACACCGAUGGAGUACAUAAUGGUGUUAAACAUGCGUGUAGAAUAUGUGGAAAGACAUUCACACAAAAAUGUUAUCUCAAGAUUCACAUUGAUGCGAUGCAUAAAGGUGUGGCACAUACUUGCGAAGUGUGCGGAAAGAUAUUCACACUAAAGGGUAAUCUUAAAAAACACAUGAAUUUAAUGCAUAAGACACAAUAAGAUAUUGUAAUAAGUGCGGCAAGACAUUUUCUCAAAAGGAUCGUCUUAUGACUCACAUUAAAACGCAGCACGAAGACAUUGAUCACGAUUGUGUUUUAUGCGGAAAAAAAUUUAAACAUAGAAAAUAUUUAUGCAGACACGUCAAAAGUGUGCAUGAAGGUAAUACCCAAGCACGAGAUCAAUACAAAAGAUCUUAAAACGUAUCUAUCAAUACCGCGCAAAAUGAUAAAACAUCGAGACAAAUAAAUAAAUUAACAUAUCAUAAA